GAAGCGCUGCUGCCGAAACACCCAACAACCUUCUACUCCCGUUUGUAAUAAACACAUUCCGGAUUAUUUUUUAUGGAUUUAUAAAUGCACGCUUUUCACGGAUUGCACCCAGGCCUGGGAAGUGUUAUUCAAGGAGAGAUUGGAAUUUAGAAGUUUCCUCCAGCAGGGAACGGGAUUGAUGUCUUAAUGCAACUGUUUUGGAAAGAGACUAAGGGCAUCUUGACGAAGACUCCAAAUAAAACGUAUUACGGUGACAUCCCGUUCUCGCCGGGCACAGUAGGUGUUUCGGCUUUUCUCGGCUCCACUGGGGAGAUGUUUCAGGGGUUCCCCGGAGACCCCGACACCGGCUCCCGUGGAAGCUCAUCUCCUUCUCUUGAAUCUCAGUACCUGUCGUCCGUGGAAUCCUUCGGGAGUCCGCCCACCACCAGCGCACCGCAAGAGUGUGUAUCAGCCACUGGCGUGGUAGGGGUGGGUGAAGGGUCAACCGGCACCGGGGCAGGGGUGGACAUGCCCAGCUCAUUUGUGCCCACAGUGACGGCCAUCACCACCAGCCAGGAUCUGCAGUGGAUGGUGCAGCCCACUCUCAUCUCCUCCGUGGCACCAGGGCAAAGCGGCACGGGCUCCAGCACCAUGACGCAGCCUGUUGCUUUGGAUCCUUAUGACCUGCCAGGCCCAAGCUUUUCGUCGGGUGGAGGAUUCACCUCACCAAGCUCUGAGACUCCUGGCACAGUGAGACAGUCUCGGAGCCGUCGCCGUGCACGCGAUGAAACGCUGACACCUGAGGAGGAAGAGAAAAGACGUGUUAGACGAGAGAGAAAUAAACAGGCUGCCGCUAAGUGUAGGAACCGACGGCGUGAGCUCACAGACAGGUUACAGUCGGAGACAGACAUUUUGGAGGAGGAGAAGGCCGAGCUUGAGGCCGAAAUAUCCGAGCUGCAAAAGGAGAAGGAGCGCCUGGAGUUCGUCCUGGUCGCCCACCAACCCGGUUGCAAAAUUCCCUAUCAGGACCAGCCCCCCGCGCCGCUGCCGCUGCCACUGCCACUGCCACUACCGCAGACAUCCCUGCAGACGCCUUCUGUCUCCGUGGUGGGUUUGAGUGUGAAGGAGGACACUUUCUAUCUGCCGCCGGCCUACUCGUCCCACCACCACCACCACGUCCCGGUUUCACAGCCCACGCAGACACAGCCGGCCCCAGCACAACAGCAGCAAGGGAUGAUGCAGGAGGUAGCCUUUUCUAGUUCUUUCUAUGGGCAGGGCCAGCCGGCGCCGGACGGCCCGUGCCUUGUUGCCGACGGUGGCGGUAGCCCUGACACCGGCAGCUACAUCCCCUCAUACACAUCUUCAUUUGUGUUCACCUACCCAGAGGGAGCCUGCGGGGCCAGCGCUAACCAGCGAACCAGCAGCAGCGAUCAGUCCUCUGAUUCCCUGAACUCACCCUCGCUUCUUGCACUUUGAGAGCUCUGUGUCUCUCUGCCUCUGCUUGCCUGUCGACAGCAACACAUGCACACUUACAAAUUCAAACAUUCUGUAUUACACCUCUCAGACGUUGCACUGAUCUUUUACAUUAAAGCCUUUCGAUUUGAAACCGAGGCCCAGAUGCCUUAGCAUCUGAGUGACUUCAUCAAAUGAUGUAAGUGUAUAUUAAUUCACAAUGAAUUCAGGCUUAGUAUCAAGAUGAGUCAGUAGCCCAUGCACGCACACUCACACUCACACACACACACUUAAAUUGUCAUAGUCAUUCAAAUCCGUUUGACAUAACAAUAAAAGCACAUCAGCGCACUCCCCCUUGCUUUUAUCUUUUCUCGUUCUGGCUUACAUUGGUGUAUCAUCUCCCUCCUUCUCUCUCUAUCCACGCCAGGUGCCUGCUGUGUAUUUGUCUAAGCAAAAAAGGGGACACAGAACUGCUUUGUGGGUUUUGUUUUUUGUUUCGGGCUACCUUGCUACCCUUUCUUUCUCCAUCCAGUUCAUCCACACCUCUUCCUGUGACAAAAGGACAUGACCACACACUCUACAGUACCUAUCUCUCGUUUUUUUUCUCCCUUUGUUGUCCAUCUCCACAUCUGUUUCUCCUCUCUCCUGUCUCUAUGUACCUACGGUUCUCUCUGAAGUCUCCGGCCCCUGAGAGCCUGUUGGACCCUGAAAGCCCAUGGAACCUUGAGUGAGUGCCAGCCCACAUCCCAACACCACAAUUUCCCUUCGCACGGACCAUCCCACAGUGGAACCUCAAAAUUUCAAAAUAUCGAAACGAACCAGCCACAGCGCAGAUCAAAUGCCAUCUCAGAUGCCACCACACUGCUAAAGGAACGGGACUCUUUAUUUCUCCUCCGCACUGAGGAUUUGAUUUUGGAUGAGCAAAGGCACACCGGCUAGACUUUGGCGAGGCCAGCGGAGGAGUUUUGGAGAGCCCUUGGAAUGUGGAGGUAUGAGAUGGUGGGAGUAUUCGCAUGACCAUGCUCUACCUGUCAUCUCCCGCUGGUCCUUUGAGAGCUUUCACACCGUGCUCACCCUUUCCCCUUUCUUGAGGAGUUUGUUUGCUUGUUUCAUUCUGUGUUUUAAUGAUAGUAUUAACUCCGAUCUCAAAAGUGGCUUAUCUGAUGAUAACAUAAAAGAAUGGCUCGACACUCUGUGUUUGAAGAGCAUUAUAAUGAGCAACCAAAAAAAAAAAAAAAAAGGACAACCUCUUAGUUUUGGAUGUGUGGCCUCUGUGCUUCUUAAAGUCCUUGACAUAGUCCUUGAGUUGUGGAUGUGGUUUAGCACAGCUCUAGGCUUUGAUUGUGAAUGGAAGUCACAGAGUACUACAUCUCCAGUUGCUUGCUUUCUUUAAGGGGGUUGUUGCUGUUGCUGUUGUUGUUAAAAUGGAAAAAAGCACAAAUGCCGGCUGCGGACGGAAGGAACACAAACAGUUGCCAACCUAAAGGAUGGGAUGUGCUUUUGAAUAUGAACCGUUUACUUUCCUGUGAAUGUUUUUGAUGUUUUGAGUUACUGAUUUUUCAUGAUGCUUUUUCUCUUUUGCUCUUGAUUGUGCUGUUGCUGCCAAAUGGAAGAAUUUUGUGGGGCUGUUAGCUGCUCCUUCUAUCUGUUACUGUUGUCUUACUGCAGUUAUCACAAAUAUUGUUAUUAUGGUUAUUAUGAUUAUUUCAUAGCUAUCUCAUGUUGGCAACUAAAAAGGCAUGUUGUGCACUAUGAACCUUUUUUAUGUCUAAAACUAUAUAUAUAAAAUAUAUAUAAGUAUAUAUUAUGUAUGCAUAUAUAUAUAUAU
Messenger RNA from Sinocyclocheilus grahami, 3259 nucleotides. Its product is annotated as protein fosB-like. The record is from RefSeq and is a predicted model, not a curated record. Gene Ontology annotation, cellular component: nucleus. Gene Ontology annotation, biological process: regulation of transcription by RNA polymerase II. The coding region runs from base 187 to 1455 and encodes 422 amino acids. Lineage: Eukaryota; Metazoa; Chordata; Actinopteri; Cypriniformes; Cyprinidae. Gene Ontology annotation, molecular function: DNA-binding transcription factor activity, RNA polymerase II-specific; RNA polymerase II cis-regulatory region sequence-specific DNA binding. The transcript has 5 exons.